Molecule: messenger RNA, 3211 nt
Organism: Nomia melanderi (Alkali bee)
Lineage: Eukaryota; Metazoa; Arthropoda; Insecta; Hymenoptera; Halictidae
Gene: Ypel
Product: Yippee-like
Source: RefSeq, a predicted model, not a curated record
GACGUUCACCACACACGGGAGAAAAGCGUCUCGACGGCACUUGAUAAGAAUAAUAAGAGGGAGAGACAGAGAGGAACAGAGAUAGUGGUAGAGAUAGAGGGAAAGGGAAACAGGCGAGGAAGAGAGGAGGGAGAGCAAGCGAGAGAGGGAAGAAUAAAAACAGGAGUGUGGAGGAAGAGAGAGGGAGCGGUGGAGAGAGGAGAGAGAGAGGAGAACGACGACGACGACGACAAAGAAAAAGAGGAAGAAGACGGACAAGGGCGAGGGGAGAAGAUCUCUCUUGCUUGCUCUGGACACGCCAUCAUGGUCAAAACUUUCCAAGCGUACCUGCCCUCGUGUCACCGCACUUACUCGUGCAUUCACUGCCGUGCUCACCUCGCCAACCACGACGAACUCAUCUCUAAGUCCUUCCAGGGCAGUCAAGGUCGUGCCUAUCUCUUUAAUUCAGUGGUGAACGUGGGCUGUGGUCCUGCAGAGGAGCGAGUUCUGCUCACUGGCCUUCAUGCUGUGGCUGAUAUUUACUGCGAAUGUUGCAAGACCACCCUCGGGUGGAAAUACGAGCAUGCGUUUGAAUCGAGCCAGAAGUAUAAAGAGGGCAAGUUUAUAAUUGAACUUGCACAUAUGAUCAAGGAAAAUGGAUGGGAGUAAGCGAUGUCGGGGUAGAAGUACAUGGUACAUCCCUAAACAUCGACACCCAUCCGACUGUCCCUGAUGUUGAUGACGACGUCGAUGAUGAUAAUGAUGAUGAUGGUGAUGAUGAUGGUGAUGAUUAUGAUGGUGAUGAUAUGAUGAUGAUGAUGGUGAUGAUGUUGAUAAUGAUGAUGACGACAACUACGGCGUCGAUGAUGAUACGCCUACAAUGUUGUUCCACUUGCAAAUGUUUGCGGCCCCCUACCCUCUGUCAAACCACCAACGAAAGUCUGUGAUUUCAUUUGUGAUUUGUAAUCUUAGUAACUCUUUAUGUUUCGGACAAUUCGACGCUGUUUUUCGUUGUUUCUGAUCGAUUCGUCGACAAGCGACAACCGAUGACACCGGUGAUCCGCUCUGCUGCGGAUCGGACACAUGAAGAAGUAUUGUAAAGAAAUUAUUUUUCAAAAAAAAUAACGGAAGAAAACAUAAGCAGCAAAAAUAAAUUGAUAAGGGAAGAAGGAGAAAGGGAAGAGAAGAACGUAGGUCAAGACAAGGAAGGAAACGAACAAAGACAGAGUAUAAGACCGAGAAUGAUGACGAUAAGAAACGAUGGUGAUGAAUAUGAUGACGAUGAUGGUGCCAUGACAGAAAGGAUAAAGACCCGAGAUCGCUCUGUUCGAAUAGUGGGGUGCCCCACUUAAUUUUUCAAUUCAUUCAUCCACUUGAGACGUUCCCCUUGUGUACGUCCACGAUAAAUGGUAAAAAAUUAACGCGCGGGGCACCCCGAUCGAUCAGUUUCGAAUCUGUUAUGCACCGGAGCAGCGCAAGUGCCACAGACUUUGCUGGACUGACUGCCUGCCUGCCGCGUCUAUCAUUGGAAUUUCACUGCCGAUAUUCCUAAUAUUAAUUAAGACCGCUGUUUCGUGUGUAGUUGGCGACGCAGCGGCGGUAGAUUCUAGUAUAGCUUACGAUAUAGUGUACUAAAGCCUAUGUUACAAUAUUAUAGGACCUCAUGAACAUAGAAUGUAAGGAUAUGUAAGAGUAAUGACACUAAGAGAAGCGAAGAAUGUGCAGGGAAUGAGAGUGAGAGAGAAAAAGAGGGAGCGAUAAAACAUGAAUGCGAGGAAGAAAGAGAGAAAGAGAGAGAGAGAGAGUGAGAGAGAAAGAGAGAAAUCGAUCGCGAGAGAAUGAUAGGGAGAGAAAGGUAAAAAAGUUACUUGUGUCGCGCGUACAUCUUUGAUUUUAUGUUCACCAUGCCUGCCAAACUGUCUGUUUGUCUGCCAGUCGCCAUUAUUGUUAGUGAAAAGAAAAAAAAACCGUAUUUUAACAUGUUCACGUUCUCGUCGGCUCUUGCAGGGUGUGGUAUGACUGAAUAAUAUUUUUGUUGUGAAACGAUCAUUUGGACUGCGCCUUCCUAUGCACGCACCACGAUGUAUUAAAUGAAAAUAUGAUUAAAAACAAAAGAGGUAAAAAAGAAUGGAACAAAAUAAUAAUUGCUCAUUAUUUUUUAAUAAUCGAUCUCAUUUGUAAAUAUUAAAUAGAGUUCAGUGUAACAUCACGAGUCACUGUUAUCACACAAGAGGUAUCGGAACCGUCGUGUGUUCUCCCUCUAGUAACCCGAAUGUACACGUUUGAUUUUUAACGUUGGCCAUUAAAGAAAAAAAAAAGAUUCAUACACUGGAUAUUGACUUAUCAUUUUUCGUGCUAGACCAGUCUGUACAACAGUGAAAUUUUAAUGUAUUUCAUUUCCGUUAGGACCCCUUGUCUCGGACACUGCAUGUGUGAAUUGGACAGGUUUAUUUUUAGGUAGCUUCGCACGCUACCUUCGUUACUUAUCUGUAAUAGAUUUAAUUCAAAAUUUUAGACGUAUAGCGAACAAAAUUGGGAUCUUAAUUAUUGGAAGGACGUUCAUCUUUCGGAGCAUGUAUUUUAUAAGACAGAAGUACACAAUGUAUUUCGUGUAAUAUACCAAGGCGAAGGUAGCAAUAAUUGUAGAGCGUGAAGAGAGAAAAAAGUUUAUUUUUAUUUCGAUAAUGAAACUAAUCGAUCAAAAGUGUAACUGUGAAACAAGUGUACAAAAAUUGAUCAGCUCUUAUUGCGCUAGACAUUUCUGAAAGCAUAGAUUGAGUAAUGGACACGCGAAAAAAAAAAUUCAGGUGGAGUUUAAAAGCUUUGAGAAAUGGGAAACAGGUAUCGUAUGUUCAUUGUUUUAAAUGCAUACAUAUGAAAGUGCAGUGAACUUUGCGUGUAUGUAGAACAAGUGGUGAAUGAAUGUGCCGGCCUAAUCCUUCAUGCUGUCUCUUGGAGAGUACUUUUUAUAUUACUGUGCCGAUGUCCCUUUAUCCGCACUCACUUUUCUGGGAGUCUUGUUAAAUUAUGGCCCACUAACACUGAUUCUAUAGUUUCCAACCUCCACCGACAUCCACCAUUACCACCAUUACACAAUUUUGCUUUGUAAAACAUGUUCAUAAUAAAAACAAAGAGGAAAUACAAAGUAUUUAAUCGAAACGUCUUCUUUUAAUUCAAAUUUACGCCUCGAAUGUGAGAAUUAUGCUUUGAUAAGAAAUAUCUGGUACUGAAA